Lecanosticta acicola is the source of this 539-nucleotide messenger RNA. The record is from the annotation of a GenBank genome assembly. NCBI's taxonomy places the organism in Eukaryota, Fungi, Ascomycota, Dothideomycetes, Mycosphaerellales, Mycosphaerellaceae.
AUGAUCCAACUCAAGGUACGCACGAGCACGGGACGCGGCUGCACAAGCCCGCGACAAACCCUGCAAUCGCAGAAGCACAAUGCUCAUACAAGAUACAGACCAUGAUGAACGUCAUCGACAACUCCGGAGCCGCCGUAGCAGAAUGCAUCAAGGUCCUCAAAAUGAAACGAGCAGCAAAGAUCGGUAUGCGCAUCUCAUCUCAUCUCACCAACUGCUUCUCUCUAAACUUUCUCCUUCUAGGUGACCGCGUAAUAGUAGUCGUCCAGAAACAACGCAACUUCGGCGCAGAAUCCAACGCCGUCACCGUCAGCGCCGCGAACAAAGUCCGAAGAGGAGACAUUCGACACGCAGUCGUAGUGCGAACGAAAAAGAAGGUGCAGCGACCGGACGGCAGCGUUGUGAACUUUGACGAUAACGCCUGUGUUCUGAUAAAUAAGGGCGGAGAACCGAUCGGAACAAGACUGAACGGAGUGGUAGGGAAAGAGUUGAGGAAUCAUAAAUGGAGUAAGAUUUUGAGUUUGGCGCCCAUGCAUUUGUAG